UCCUUCUACUGGUGCUAAAGAUUUGAAUUUCUAAUUAAUCAAAUUAAGAAUUAAGUAAAUGAGGAAGACGAAGACGAAGCUUUGUUGAUAUCAAUGGCGACUUAUAGAUCUCUAAGAAAGCUAGCUGAAAUCAGUCACCGGAAUACAAGACCAUUCUACACCGCCGCCACCGCUGCAUCACCUUCCGGUGGAACCGUCUCCCUGAUCCCACCGCAGUUUUCGCCGUUGUUUCCACAUUUCUCGCACCGUUUGUCUCCGAUUUCGAAAUGGUUCGUUCCUCUUCAUGGACCUCUCUUCUUAUCUUCUCCUCCUUGGAAACUGCUUCAGUCGGCGACACCUCUGCAUUGGCGCGGGAACGGCGCUGUUUUGAAGAAGGUUGAAGCUCUUAAUCUUAGAUUGGAUCGAAUUAGAAGAAGAACUAGGUUUCCAAGACAAUUAGGGUUACAAUCAGUGGUACCAACGGUAGAUAGCAACGAUUCAAAGGAGGAGGAUGGUGGGUUAAUCAAGAGUUUUGUUAAUGUGCCGAAUUUGAUAUCAAUGGCGAGAUUAGUAUCUGGUCCUGCACUUUGGUGGAUGAUUUCGAAUGAGAUGUAUAGUUCUGCUUUCGUAGGAUUGGCUGUUUCUGGAGCUAGUGAUUGGUUAGAUGGUUACAUGGCUAGGAGGAUGAAGAUUAAUUCUGUUGUUGGCUCGUACCUUGAUCCUCUUGCAGACAAGGUUCUUAUUGGGUGUGUUGCAGUAGCAAUGGUGCAGAAGGAUCUCUUACAUCCUGGACUGGUUGGUAUUGUGGUGUUACGGGAUGUUGCACUCGUCGGUGGUGCAAUUUACCUAAGGGCACUAAAUUUGGACUGGAAGUGGAAGAGUUGGAGUGAUUUCUUCAACCUCGAUGGUUCAAGCCCUCAGAAAGUAGAACCAUUGUUUAUAAGCAAGGUGAAUACAGUUUUCCAGUUGGCUUUAGUCGCUGGUGCAUUACUUCAGCCUGAGUUUGGGAAUCCAGAAACCCAGACAUGGAUCACUUAUCUAAGUUGGUUAGUUGCUUCGACGACUAUGGCUUCAACCGCAGGUUAUGGGGUACAAUACUGGAAGAAGAGACCUAUAUCUAUGAUUAAGAGAUCAUAGGUUCAACGUACACACCAACCACAUACUGAAAGAAGCUUGACCAUGUCUUUGUGUUUCCCUAAUACGCAGCUUAUGGGGUACAAUACUGGAAGAAGAGAACUAUCUCUAUCAUUAGGAGAUCAUAGUUUUCCGACGUUUAUAAACUCACAUGCCGGCCAGGCGGCCACAUACUGAAAGAAGCUUGAACAUUUCUUGUUGUUUCCCGCAUGCGCUGCUCACUGUUUACAAGAGUUGAACAAAAAUGUUUCUGCUAACUUAAAUAUAGAAAACGAGAGUAGUAGUUGUUUAGAAGAGUUGAACAAAACAAAAAAGUGGUUUACAAGAAGCCUGUGAACCUAAUGGGAAACGAUGUCUUGACUUGUUCUUGUAAAAAAAAAAGGGUUUCCGUUUGUUUUUUUCUCGAA
Capsella rubella is the source of this 1520-nucleotide messenger RNA. RefSeq names its product cardiolipin synthase (CMP-forming), mitochondrial. Gene Ontology annotation, molecular function: cardiolipin synthase activity. The coding region runs from base 94 to 1116 and encodes 340 amino acids. The record is from RefSeq and is a predicted model, not a curated record. The transcript is spliced from 8 exons. Gene Ontology annotation, cellular component: mitochondrion; membrane. NCBI's taxonomy places the organism in Eukaryota, Viridiplantae, Streptophyta, Magnoliopsida, Brassicales, Brassicaceae. Gene Ontology annotation, biological process: cardiolipin biosynthetic process.